AACGAGCUCAUUCAGCGGUCGGGAGCUGCCGGCGAGGGGGAGCGGCAGGACGGAGAGCGCGACCCGUCCCGGGGGUGGGGCCGGGCGAAGUGGCGAGAGGAGGCGAAGGUGGCCGCGGCCGCAGCAGCACGGCAGGCAGCCUCGGACCCGGCCCGGAGCUCCAGGCGGCCGCUGCAGGUCCCUGCUCCCCUCUCCGUGCGCCCGCCCAUGGCGGCCGCGGGGCAGCUGUGCCUGCUGUACCUGUCGGCGGGGCUCCUGCCCCGGCUCGGAGCAGCCUUUAAUUUGGACACCCGCGAGGACAAUGUGAUCCGGAAAUCUGGGGAUCCCGGGAGCCUCUUCGGCUUCUCGCUGGCCAUGCACUGGCAGCUACAGCCAGAGGACAAGCGGCUGUUGCUGGUGGGAGCACCUCGGGCAGAAGCCCUUCCACUGCAGAGGGCCAACAGGACAGGAGGCCUGUACAGCUGUGACAUCACCUCCCGAGGACCUUGCACGCGGAUUGAAUUUGAUAAUGAUGCUGACCCUACCUCAGAAAGCAAGGAAGAUCAGUGGAUGGGUGUCACUGUCCAGAGUCAAGGUCCAGGGGGCAAAGUGGUGACAUGUGCUCAUCGAUAUGAAAAAAGGCAACAUGUUAACACAAAGCAGGAGUCUCGAGACAUCUUUGGGAGGUGUUAUGUCCUGAGUCAGAAUCUUAAGAUUGAAGAUGAUAUGGAUGGAGGAGACUGGAGUUUUUGUGAUGGCCGGUUAAGAGGCCAUGAAAAAUUUGGUUCUUGCCAGCAAGGUGUAGCAGCUACUUUUACUAAAGACUUUCAUUACAUUGUGUUUGGAGCCCCGGGUACUUAUAACUGGAAAGGGAUUGUUCGAGUAGAGCAAAAGAAUAAUACUUUUUUUGACAUGAACAUCUUUGAAGAUGGGCCUUAUGAAGUUGGUGGAGAGACUGACCAUGAUGAAAGUCUCGUUCCUGUUCCUGCUAACAGUUAUUUAGGCUUUUCUUUGGACUCGGGGAAAGGUAUUGUUUCUAAAGAUGAGAUCACUUUUGUAUCUGGUGCUCCAAGAGCCAAUCACAGUGGAGCUGUGGUUUUGCUAAAAAGAGACAUGAAGUCUGCACAUCUUCUCCCUGAGCAUAUAUUUGAUGGGGAAGGUCUGGCUUCUUCAUUUGGCUAUGAUGUGGCAGUGGUGGACCUCAACAAAGAUGGGUGGCAGGAUAUAGUAAUUGGAGCCCCACAGUAUUUUGACAGAGAUGGAGAAGUUGGAGGUGCAGUGUAUGUCUACAUUAACCAACAAGGCAGAUGGAAUAAUGUCAAGCCAAUUCGUCUUAAUGGAACCAAAGAUUCUAUGUUUGGCAUUGCAGUAAAAAAUAUUGGAGAUAUUAAUCAAGAUGGCUAUCCAGAUAUUGCAGUGGGAGCUCCCUAUGAUGAUUUGGGGAAGGUUUUUAUCUAUCAUGGAUCCGCAAAUGGAAUAAAUACCAAACCAACCCAGGUUCUUGAGGGUACAACACCUUAUUUUGGAUAUUCAAUUGCUGGAAAUAUGGACCUUGAUAGAAAUUCCUAUCCUGAUGUUGCUGUUGGUUCCCUCUCAGAUUCAGUAGCUAUUUUCAGGUCCCGGCCUGUGAUUAACAUAGAGAAAACCAUCACAGUAACUCCUAACAGAAUUGAUCUCCGCCAGAAAACAGUGUGUGGGGCGCCAAGCGGGAUAUGCCUCAAGGUUAAAGCCUGUUUUGAAUAUACUGCCAAACCUGCUGGUUAUAAUCCUUCAAUAUCCAUUGUGGGCACGCUGGAAGCUGAAAAAGAAAGAAGAAAAUCUGGGCUGUCUUCAAGAGUUCAGUUUCGAAACCAAGCUACUGAACCCAAGUACACUCAAGAACUGACUUUGAACAGGCAGAAGCAGCGGGUGUGCAUGGAGGAAACCCUCUGGCUGCAGGAAAACAUCAGAGACAAACUGCGUCCCAUCCCCAUAACUGCUUCUGUGGAGAUCCAGGAACCCAGCUCUCGAAGGCGAGUGAAUUCACUUCCAGAAGUUCUUCCAAUUCUGAAUUCAAACGAACCCAAGACAGCCCACACAGAUGUGCACUUCCUAAAAGAGGGAUGUGGAGAUGACAAUGUAUGUAAUAGCAACCUUAAACUGGAAUAUAAAUUUUGUACCCGAGAAGGAAAUCAAGACAAAUUUUCGUAUCUCCCAAUUCAGAAAGGCAUACCAGAACUAGUUCUAAAAGAUCAGAAGGAUAUUGCUUUGGAAAUAACAGUGACAAACAGUCCUUCCAACCCAAGAGAUCCCACAAAAGAUGGUGAUGAUGCCCACGAAGCCAAACUCAUUGCAACGUUUCCAGACACUUUGACCUAUUCUGCUUAUAGAGAACUGAGGGCUUUCCCUGAAAAACAGUUGAGUUGUGUUGCCAACCAGAAUGGCUCACAGGCCGACUGUGAGCUGGGAAAUCCUUUUAAAAGAAAUUCCAGUGUAACUUUUUACUUGAUUUUAAGUACAACUGAGGUCACCUUCGACACCACAGAUCUGGACAUUAACCUGCAGUUGGAGACAACAAGCAAUCAAGAUAAUUUGGCUUCAAUUACAGCUAAAGCAAAAGUGGUUAUUGAACUGCUUUUAUCGGUCUCUGGAGUUGCUAAACCUUCCCAGGUGUAUUUUGGAGGUACAGUUGUCGGUGAGCAAGCUAUGAAAUCUGAAGAUGAAGUGGGAAGUUUGAUAGAAUAUGAAUUCAGGGUGAUUAACUUAGGAAAACCUCUUAAAAACCUUGGCACAGCAACCUUGAAUAUUCAGUGGCCGAAAGAAAUUAGCAAUGGCAAAUGGUUGCUUUAUUUGGUGAAAGUAGAAUCCAAAGGAUUGGAAAAGAUAGUUUGUGAGCCACAAAGUGAAAUAAACCUCCUGAACCUAAAGGAGUCUCACAACUCAAGAAAAAAACGGGAAAUUGCUGAAAAACAGAUUGAUGAUAGCAGAAAAUUUUCUUUAUUUGCUGAAAGAAAAUACCAGACCCUGAACUGCAGCGUAAAUGUGAGGUGCGUGAACAUCAGGUGCCCACUGCGUGGGCUGGACAGCAAAGCCUCUCUUAUUUUGCGCUCAAGGUUAUGGAACAGCACGUUUCUAGAGGAAUAUGCCAAACUGAACUACUUGGACAUUCUCGUGCGGGCUUCUAUUGAUGUGACUGAUGCCGCUGAGAAUAUCAAGCUGCCACACGCAGGCACACAGGUUCGUGUAACUGUGUUUCCCUCAAAAACUGCAGCUCAGUACUCGGGAGUACCUUGGUGGAUUAUUCUUGUGGCUAUUCUUGCUGGGAUUUUGAUGCUUGCUCUAUUAGUGUUUUUACUAUGGAAGUGUGGAUUCUUUAAGCGCUCUAGGUACGAUGAUAGCGUUCCCCGAUACCAUGCUGUAAGGAUCCGUAAAGAAGAGCGAGAGAUCAAAGAUGAAAAAUACAAUGAUAAUCUUGAAAAAAAACAGUGGGUCACAAAGUGGAAUGAAAAUGAAAGUUAUUCCUAGGGGGCCAGAAAAGCUUCACAGUACCCAAAAUGCUUUUUUUUUUUUUUUUUUUUUUCCUUUCUCCAACUCAAAUACAAAUGGAUUUAAGAGCCUGUUCAAUACCUGAGGAUUAAUUUCAGGCUGACUUACACACAGUACGAACCUACAGUUUUAACUGUGGAUAUUGUUACACAGCCUAAGGCUUCUGUUUUGCACAGCCAAAUUUAAGACUGUUGGAAUGGAUCUUUCUUUAACUGCCUUAAUUUAACUUUCUGGGUUGCCUUUGUUUUUGGUGUGACUGACUGACACGCACUGGGGAAGGGCUUGCCCAGGUGCAUUCGGGCAACAUCCUCCUGGUAAUGUAGCACCCACGAUCACCUGCGCUAACAGAAUGGCCGUCCUAGCCUGCUGCUGUAAGCAUCCUUCCUGUAGGAUCGGAGAACCUGCAAGUUAAGUGUCCUGCAGCACAAGACUCUGCCAAGAGGGCAGCUGUGUCUCAGUUUAAAGUGCUGUCUAAAAUUAAAUGUGCAAUAGAAGGUGAUGUUGCCAUCCUGCCCUCUCUCCCUUCCCUAGAUAGGACUCCUUGCUCACACCAAAUGCACACAGGUUUCCUUCUCACCUUUCACUAAAAACACACAGGUGCAACAGACUUGAAUGCUAGUUAUACUUGUUUGUGUGUGAUAUUUAUUUUUUCUUCAAACCAUUUUGUUAUUGACUAACAGGCCAAAGAUCCUUCCGGUUGAUUUAAACAAUCAGAAUUAGAACAUGGGAGAUCAUUGGUUGGACCCAAGUUAUUUCCUGCAAAAAGAAAAUAAUCCUUUAUAAAUAUACCAGAAAGUUGUUGUAAUAACUUAUCUGUAAAUUAUGACAUCUCCUCAUGACAACCUCUCCCCCCCAGCUCAAAAGGUUUAAGGAAAAACAAUCAACUGUAAGAUGUUUAAUUCUUACCUGACAUCUGAUAUUAUUAUGUUUAGUUUAGAGCCCUGUGUGUUAUUUCUGAAUUUAGUGCUAUAACUUUCAGGAACUUGUGGAGAAAAUGAGUUUGUUCACUGAACACUAGGGCUUGUUUACUCACUGCUGCAAAUACUGUAUAUUCAGGACUUGAACGAGUUGGUGAGUGCCUAUGGUGGAUCCAAACCGAUCCAGUGUAAGACUACUGAAUGAGUAUCUGCUACCCAAAUGGUGAACCAGUCAGGUGGAACAUCAUGGCUCUUAACUUUUUAAAUGUUAUUGGAAACAUUUAAUUAGUGAGUCAGUUCUAUAUUUUGUUUCCUUCCCUAUCUAAAUUUCCAAGAUGACUUUGGGACUACUUUAACAAGAUCUAAAAUUGCUUUUUAAUUGUAAAAACUGGUGGGGGUGGGAGGGGAAAGACAGUUAUCACUCUGUACAUUCAAUAGAGAUUGAAUAUAUAUGAAAGCUGAAUUUUAAAAAAAAUUGUGCUUUAAAAUGUUAAGUUAUAUGGGGAGCAAGAGCAAACAGGUGCUAAUUCAUUUGGCAAUAGCAUAAGCAGUGUUGGGAUAUUCUAAAAGAACAAAAUAUAGCUAUAUAUGCCAUUGUUGCUUUGGAGUUUUAAUUUUUUUUUUCCACAGAUCUUACACCCUGAAGAUACUAAGGACUUUUUUCUGGUUGUACUUGGAAUUUUCAUUCAUAAAAAUUUUAUAAAUGAUGUUUUAUUUACAAAACUUUCUCUAAAACAGAUCAUAACAGUGUUUAAAGUCUAUUUCUUGUUUGGAUAACAUGGAGCCUAACACGCUGGCUUUAUAGGAUAUUAAUCCAAUAUUUUGACAGUGUUUAUAAACCUUUGUUAUAAAAAUGAAUGUCCUGAACAGAGGGGGUGGGAGGGUAGUUCAAAACAAACAAGAAUGUUUAUGGUAUUUAAAUUUAUAGUUGUUAAAAAUGUCAUCUCAAGUCAAGUCACUGGUCUGUUUGCAUUUGAUACCUUUUUAUACUAACUAGCAUUGUAAAAAUUAUUUCACGAUUAGAAAAUACCUGUGGAUAUUUGUAUAAAAGUGUGAAAUAAAUUUUUUAUGAAAAUGUUCA
This is a messenger RNA of Sciurus carolinensis (gray squirrel), 5502 nucleotides long. RefSeq names its product integrin subunit alpha 6 (gene Itga6). Lineage: Eukaryota; Metazoa; Chordata; Mammalia; Rodentia; Sciuridae. The record is from RefSeq and is a predicted model, not a curated record. Gene Ontology annotation, biological process: cell adhesion mediated by integrin; leukocyte migration; cell-cell adhesion. The transcript has 25 exons. Gene Ontology annotation, molecular function: integrin binding. Gene Ontology annotation, cellular component: external side of plasma membrane; integrin complex. The coding region runs from base 208 to 3483 and encodes 1091 amino acids.